Molecule: messenger RNA, 360 nt
Organism: Penicillium antarcticum
Lineage: Eukaryota; Fungi; Ascomycota; Eurotiomycetes; Eurotiales; Aspergillaceae
Product: putative NADH-ubiquinone oxidoreductase subunit GRIM-19
Exons: 4
Coding region: 1-360 (119 amino acids)
Source: RefSeq, a predicted model, not a curated record
AUGCCUCAGGAUAUGCCCCCAACGGGGGGCUACGCCCAAGUUCAGUACAAGCGGAACCUCCCUGCCCGCGGCUUCAAGCCCGUUUACUACAUGAUUGGCAUGCAUAUGAUUAUGGCCUACGGCUUCUACAAGUACUUCCACGGUGUCCGGGAGCAGCACGAGCUCGCUCGUGAGAAGAUGUGGUCCCGUCUGCACAUCACUCCUCUCCUCCAGGCCGAGGAGGACCGCGACCAGGUCCGUCGUCACUUCGCCGACCAGGCUCGCGCCAACGAGCUCCUCGGCUCCGAUGCCAAGGUCUACAACUCUGACCGCUUUGUCCGCCCUACUUUCGCCUAUACCCCCGCCAGCGUCACUCAAUAA